Molecule: messenger RNA, 979 nt
Organism: Melopsittacus undulatus (budgerigar)
Lineage: Eukaryota; Metazoa; Chordata; Aves; Psittaciformes; Psittaculidae
Gene: PIN1
Product: peptidylprolyl cis/trans isomerase, NIMA-interacting 1
Exons: 4
Coding region: 101-580 (159 amino acids)
Cellular component (GO): nucleus; cytosol
Molecular function (GO): peptidyl-prolyl cis-trans isomerase activity; protein binding
Source: RefSeq, a predicted model, not a curated record
UCCCUUUGACCAAUGGGAGCGGGGAACGGGGCAGUUGCCCCGCCCUCUCCUCCCCGCCCCGCACCACCGGGCCCGGUGCGGGAGGCGCAGCCGAGGGAAGAUGGCGGAGGAGGAGAAGCUGCCCUCGGGCUGGGAGAAGCGCAUGAGCCGCAGCUCCGGCCGCGUCUAUUACUUCAACCACAUCACCAACGCCAGCCAGUGGGAGCGACCGAGCGGCAGCGGCAGGAACGGCCCCGGCGAGCCCAGCAAGGUGCGCUGCUCCCAUCUGCUGGUGAAACACAACCAGUCCCGCCGGCCCUCGUCCUGGAGGCAGGAUAAGAUCACCAGGACCAAGGACGAGGCGCUGGGGCUGAUCAACGGCUACAUCCAGAAGAUAAAAUCAGGAGAAGAGGAUUUUGAAUCCCUUGCUUCCCAGUUCAGCGACUGCAGCUCAGCCAAAGCAGGAGGAGACCUGGGGGUGUUUGGGAGAGGUCAGAUGCAGAAGCCUUUCGAAGAUGCCUCCUUUGCGCUGAGGGCCGGUGAGAUGAGCGGCCCCGUGUUCACAGAGUCAGGGAUCCACAUCAUCCUGCGCACGGAGUGAGGAGCCUCAGGGGCCGGGAAAAGGGGGGGGGGGAGGGAAAAGGGGGGAGAUGACAUCCCAAAGGAAAAGGAACCGAAACCCCACCGAGAGCAUCACCACCUCCGACCCCUGUGCUCCCGACGGAACUUCAUCUCCACGGUAACAACUCCAAAGCUCCUUUCCCAUCUCUCCGGUGGCCCCCCCGGUGGGUUUGGCCUGUGUGGUGCAGCCACGGCUCAGAACCCCGGCAGGAUCGGACCGCAGCAUCUCUCCCAUAGCAUUAGUGUUGCUGCUGUGCCACAGCUGCUUGGGUUUGGAGCCCCUCAUCUGCACUGAGUGCUCCUCGCAGGGAUGCUGGCGACGGGGCCCAAUCCUGCCCUGCGGUGCUGGGAUGGAUGGAAGGAUCUCUCCCGCCCCCAC